AUGGGUAACAAGUGCUGCAGCCGCCGGCAUGACCCCGACCGACCACUCGUUUACCCCGCGUACAAGAAAAAUGAGGCGGGUUUCACGACGUGCCCGUCGCUGGAGAGCCGAUACACCGGCGAGCCGAAUAACCGCGUCGUCUCGCGGCGUCCCGCAGACAUCGUCCGCACACGGAACCCGGGCACAUGCAUAUCGAACGGGGGCAGGAGGGUGGUCAAGGCCCUUUGCGCGUACACCGCCCGCGCCGAGUCUGAUAUAUCGUUCCGCAAGGGCGAUCGAAUGGAGGUGCUGAGCGAUGCGGAGCCCGACUGGUGGCGAGUGCUGCACCUCACCACGAGGCGGGAGGGCCUGGUGCCGGCGAACUUCGUAGCGGAGGAGAGUUCCGUCGAGUGCGAGGACUGGUUCUUCCCGCACGUGUCGCGGAAGGAGGCGGACAAGUUGCUCCUAGCCGAGGGGAAUCCCCGCGGCACUUUCUUGGUGCGCCCCGCCGAGCACAACCCGCACGGGUUCAGCCUGAGCGUCAAGGACUGGGAGGAGGGGCGCGGCUACCACGUGAAGCACUACAAGAUCAAGCCCCUCGACAACGGAGGGUUCUACAUCGCCACCAACCAGACCUUCCCCAGCCUGCCGGCGCUCGUCAUGUCUUACACAAAGAACGCGCUAGGCCUCUGCCACGUGCUGGCGCGGCCGUGCCCCAAGCCCGAGCCCCAGAUGUGGGACUUGGGGCCGGAGCUGAGGGACAAGUGGGAGAUACCCAGGAGCCAGAUCCAGCUCAUCAAGAAACUGGGCCAGGGUAACUUCGGCGAGGUGUACUACGGCAAAUGGUGCAAUAGUAUCGAGGUCGCCGUGAAGACGCUCCGCGAGGGCACAAUGUCCACGCAGGCGUUCCUCCAGGAGGCGGCGAUCAUGAAGAAGUUCCGCCACAAGCGGCUGGUGGCGCUCUACGCGGUCUGCUCGCAGCAGGAGCCGGUCUACAUCGUGCAGGAGUACAUGUGCAAGGGCUCGCUGCUCGAGUUCCUCAGGAACGGCGAGGGCAAGUCGCUCCAGUUCGAGGACCUGGUCUACGUGGCGGCGCAGGUCGCCUCCGGCAUGGCCUACCUGGAGUCGAAGCUGCUCAUCCACAGGGACCUGGCCGCCAGGAACGUGCUGAUAGGCGACAACAACGUCGCGAAGAUAUGCGACUUCGGCCUCGCGCGCGUCAUAGAGGACAACGAGUACUGCCCGAAACAGGGCUCCCGCUUCCCGGUGAAGUGGACCGCGCCGGAGGCGAUCAUAUACGGCCGCUUCUCGAUCAAGAGCGACGUCUGGUCGUACGGCAUCCUGCUCAUGGAGCUGUUCACGUACGGCCAGAUACCGUACCCGGGCCUCCACGGCAAGGAGGUAAUCGAGCAGGUGGAGCGCGGCUACAGGAUGCCCAAGCCGGUAGGCCACUACCUGCCCGACGCGAUAUACGGCCUGAUGCUGCAGUGCUGGGACGCGACGCCGGAGAAGAGGCCCACCUUCGAGUUCCUCAACCACUACUUCGAGUCGUUCACGGUGACGAGCGAGACGCCCUACAGAGAGGUGCAGGAC
This is a messenger RNA of Iphiclides podalirius (scarce swallowtail), 1572 nucleotides long. Lineage: Eukaryota; Metazoa; Arthropoda; Insecta; Lepidoptera; Papilionidae. The record is from the annotation of a GenBank genome assembly.